GGGAUGUGUGUCUUUCGAGUCCGUUGCCUGAUCACAUGGUGCCUGAUUUUGAGAGUCAGUCCGCAAUCUGUGAGGUUGCGACCUGAAACCAUGAGUGCAGUGUUGCAGCACUGCAUGCAGGAUCCAUCAGUGCUUGAGAAGCUGGAUCUUUCAGUGCUGUCACUAGAAACCUCGGGAGUUCCCAAGAUUGAGGUCAUCGAGGCGUUUCGAAUGCUUUCCGUGAGAUUGAAACGGACACGAAUAGCUGCUUGAAAUUGUUUGAAUAGAGAUUCCUUGCAUCCAAGGGGGUGAGAGUUUAUCAAUUCAAUGCCUUCACAUGCCUUUCAAAUGCCAUGAAUGCUUUUAUGACAAUGCCAUAUCUGAGGUUCCACUUCAUUUUGCGGAACGUGUUGCGGAUAUUUUUUGACGCUAGUGACGAUGCUGAGGCCCCUUCGUUGUCGAGCAUGGCCACGGCGGUGUUCUGCAUCUCCCAGAUCCUGUUUCGCCGAAACGGUGGAGCAAUGGCCAUCGAAGUUUACACUGGCGAAGGAUGGCUUGCUUCCAGCAUGGCGAACGGAGCCGCAGUGGCGCAGCUGGCGCAAAGCGAGGCGUGUGCUUCUGAUGUGCCCCUCUUGAUCACCCUGGAGGGACAGCGGAAAAGUGUGGAGCGCUUAAUGUCACGGGACCUGCCGACAGCAUCUGUGUGGUUGCAGACGACUCCAAUCCCAAGUCUCAUCAAGCGACUGGAAAAGACCUUUGAGGCGAAACAGCUGACCUUGGUGGCCCUGGAGGGUUCUGCAUAUCCAAGCGAGUUAUGUCCCAAGGGCUGCAGACGUGGUGAGACCGGACUCUUUAGCAACAUCUUGGACUGCUUCCGAUGUCCACAACCACAGAAGAAUCAGAGCGCCCUACGAGAAAUCUGUGACCAUUUUCUGGCGAACAGGACUUUAGAGCUGGCCAUCAUCGAUACUGGGGGCCCGGCCGUGGAGGAAUGGUAUGUGCUGGAGACCUACUGCCGACCUCGCAGCGUUUUCAUCGUGAACUCGGUCUUCGCGUUGCACGAAGGCUGGAUCGCUGCACGCUUGCGGUCAGCUGGCUGGAAGGAAGUGCUGAGUGGUCGCUUGAGAUGGGGAAAUGGCUUUCCUCAUAUGCUGAGCUUGGUGGAGGAGACUGGCUGGGUCUACAUGAUGGAUUUUGGCUAUUUUGGUUGAAGUUUGCGCUGUUUGCGGCGCUGUUUGCGUGGCAGGAUCUCGAGAUCCUCCGGUGGACGAGAUCGGGCGAUGGGCCCCAACGGCCCCAACGGCCCCAACGGCCCCAACGGCCCCAACGGCAC
This is a messenger RNA of Cladocopium goreaui, 1312 nucleotides long. The record is from the annotation of a GenBank genome assembly. NCBI's taxonomy places the organism in Eukaryota, Dinophyceae, Suessiales, Symbiodiniaceae.